Messenger RNA from Caenorhabditis elegans, 290 nucleotides. RefSeq names its product ATP synthase subunit epsilon, mitochondrial (gene hpo-18). The coding region runs from base 6 to 170 and encodes 54 amino acids. The transcript has 2 exons. Gene Ontology annotation, molecular function: proton-transporting ATP synthase activity, rotational mechanism. Gene Ontology annotation, biological process: proton motive force-driven ATP synthesis. Lineage: Eukaryota; Metazoa; Nematoda; Chromadorea; Rhabditida; Rhabditidae. The record is from RefSeq and is marked reviewed. Gene Ontology annotation, cellular component: proton-transporting ATP synthase complex; mitochondrial inner membrane.
AGAAAAUGGUCGCCUGGAGAGCCGCUGGACUCAACUACGUGCGUUACUCGCAAAUCGCUGCCGAGAUCACCCGCAAGUGCACCAAGCAAGUCGGAGGAAAGGCCGCUGUUAAGAAGCCAGAGGCAACUCUCAAGAUCACCACAUGGGAAAAUGGAAAGCAGCAAAAGUAGACAAAUGAUCGCACAACAGUAUUCGAAUAAUUCCAUUUGGAUACAUUCCAUACCUUUCUUCUCUCACUUCCGAUUGUUUAUGAUUUAUUUUAUUAGACGAUAUAAAUUUUAAGCUCAAUU